Molecule: messenger RNA, 723 nt
Organism: Ogataea haglerorum
Lineage: Eukaryota; Fungi; Ascomycota; Pichiomycetes; Pichiales; Pichiaceae
Exons: 1
Coding region: 1-723 (240 amino acids)
Biological process (GO): vacuolar transport
Cellular component (GO): endosome
Source: RefSeq, a predicted model, not a curated record
AUGAGCUCACUACAAGGCGCGUUGCUGUUACACGGCUGCGAGGCACUUGAAAUCGAUGGAAUGAACAUUGUUUUGGCUAAAUUUAGUAAACCGUGCCCAUUCCAUUCUCACUUUAUCUUACAUCCCUGCACGGAUACAGGAACAAUCUCCAAUUAUUCCAGAAGAAUGUCAUCUCCGUUUCCAAAUAUAUACCAGCUGCGCAGAGUGGGCACUGAUAGCGCAAAGCCGUGUGCAGUAUGUUAUAAGUCUACCCAGGCCGUGCUAGUGUCGGCACCGGAUUUUUUUUACGUUUGCGAGUCGCAUUUGAAGGACAAGCAGUUCUGUACGGUAAAAUAUGCAGACGGUGAAGAUGGAAAAGACGCAGAGUACCAGUCCCUUGAUAAGGAAGUCCGGAGCUUAGACCUAAAGACUGCGCAGAUCCAGCACAAGAUCCAGCAGCGGGAGUCUCAACUUGCCAAAGUGCGAGACUACCUCUGGAAACCAAAAGACGGCGAAAACCAGCCAGAUCUGAAGCAACAGCUUGCGGAAAUAAUAAAACAGCGUGACCAGGCCAGGGUUAAACUAGAAAAAUUUAUCAAAGCCUACACAAGAUAUACGCUGGACGCUGUCUUCUACAAAACCAGACUCCAACAGCAUAGCAAGAAAAUUAGACAGCAGCAGAUCAUGCAGAAGCUGAACGACGGGACCCUGUUCCCUUCCAUUCCUGACCUUCCCAAGCCCUAG